Cyphellophora europaea CBS 101466 is the source of this 1074-nucleotide messenger RNA. RefSeq lists its product as uncharacterized. NCBI's taxonomy places the organism in Eukaryota, Fungi, Ascomycota, Eurotiomycetes, Chaetothyriales, Cyphellophoraceae. The record is from RefSeq and is a predicted model, not a curated record. The transcript has a single exon. Bases 1 to 1074 code for a protein of 357 amino acids.
AUGCCUAAGUUGAAUCCCCCAGACCUCUUGAGCGAUCAAGAGAACAUCGAUCCCGACGGUACCUUUCCACACACAGACUUCGAUCGAGCCCAGCUCAUCGCUGCCGACACCCAUCGAGACUUUAUUUUUGGCAGACGUGGUCAAGGAGAGGAAGAUGAUUCCGAAAACGCCUUUGACGAUCCCAGUGCCACUCCUUUCGAUAUGUUGAGUCAGAACUCGAAUACCAUCUCUGCACCGACUCCGUCCCAGGCCAUGACAUAUCCGAUUUCACCACUGAUAGAAGUCGAGAUUCCAAAGUUCGCUCCUGUGCCUGCUUCUGAUGAGGACGCGGAAUCGAUUAACGAACCUGAGGAAGAACCCAACAAGAAGGCACAAAACCGGAAAUUUCAGACGUCUUCGACAACAAGGAACAAGAAGCGAAAGGCAAGUGGCGUCGGCACCAAAGUCGAUGAGACCCCCGAUGCAGGACGACGCAGCGGCCUACGUGUAAGGACAUCAGCCCAGAAAAAUCCCUUCACGGCUGAUAAGCUCAAGUAUGAGAUGACGAAGAGCCGUGGUCGCAACAUUUCUAAGGCCGAAGUUGAGAAGCACAUGAAGCAAGCACAGGCACCUAUGCUCAUGCCUCCUGCCAAAAAGCCGAAAACAAAUCAUGCCGUUGCAUAUGAGACAGAGGAUGAGUCUGAAGCAGUGUCCAGUCCGGUACCAUCGGAAGCGAUCGUGGUCAGCAACAAGUACAUCUUACAGCAAACCACCCUUUGUAUCGCUGUCGUUGACUGUGCCGGUACAAUCGAGGCCCCUUUGGUCAAUUUCGAAAGGCUGAAUGACUUGAUCAAUUACAUUGACGAUCGCUGGGGGAGGCAAAAGGGCGGGCGUUACGCCUACAUGAAAUGCGAACGUCCAUGGAAAGGAAAGGAUCACGAUCUUGUCAUCCAUAGAGGCUGGGAUGAGCAAUUCGACCAGUUGAUCAAGUCGAUACGUGAGGCACCAAUCUGGAAGAAGAAGAGCUUGUCGCAGCGCAGACUGGACGUCGUGAUCAAGGUCUCCCUCGUUGAUGAGAGCAUAAGCGACCCCUGA